This is a messenger RNA of Colias croceus (clouded yellow), 479 nucleotides long. RefSeq lists its product as uncharacterized. The coding region runs from base 86 to 391 and encodes 101 amino acids. Lineage: Eukaryota; Metazoa; Arthropoda; Insecta; Lepidoptera; Pieridae. The record is from RefSeq and is a predicted model, not a curated record. The transcript is spliced from 3 exons.
AAUAACAUUAAGUAUAUUAAUUUACAACUAUACAUUUUACAGGGAAACUCCGCUUUUACGUUUGACCUCACAAAGAAGAGAAAAGAUGAUUAUUUUCUUAUUGUGGUACGUCGCCAUAGCUUACAAUUACUACAGCGACAACAGUACCAGUGAAGAUUCAACUGAAGUCGGCCGGAAUGAUCGUAGUUCUAAAAAGUCAUCUACAUACCAAGUGAAGCCUUACUCAGCUCCCGUUGAAGAUUUCCCUGCUCCUAUUCUACCUACAGCAGAUGAGAUUAUAAAGGAGUUGGAGACGAUUGUUCCAGCAACGCAACAAAAUUCUCCCUCCGAGAUGGAAUUUUUACAUGAAGAAAUCCCUGAACCUCUGGCCACUCCUCCUGAUGACGAUUGACCAUUUUGAUAUUUUGAACUUUACAUGCCAACCAGAUUCAUGAGAUAUAAUAUACUUUUUUACAUAUUAUUAUAUAUUUAAUCUUGAA